AUGACCAUAAAUUUGAACUCUACAGAACUAAAACUUGAAGCAUCUGGGACAAACGAGCCUGCAGUUAGUGAGUUGGAUGCUGCGGCAACUACGAUUCAGAAAUUCUGUAGGAGUUACAGCACUAGACGAGGCCUUGCAGAUUGUGCUGUUGUGGCUGACGAACUAUGGUGGUUGGACUUUGCUGCUUUGUCACGGUCGGCACGGGCUAGGACAAGGCUGCUGCCAGGUUUUUCCAAGGACCAGAAGGCUCAGAAACUAGCCCUGCAGUACUGGCUUGAAGCUAAAGAGCGGGAGGGAUAUGAAGUGACUGUAGAGAACGGAAAGCAUGUUCACAGACAAUCAGGGAUGCUUGUUGACACAGUAAAAGGCUCUAAGUGGAUGUUUGUGCUCAGCACAUCAAGGGCUUUACACGUGGGGCAGAAAAGGAAAGGUGCUUUUCAUGACUCAAGUUUUCUAUCUGGAGGGGCUGCAGUUACAACUGGAAGAUUAGUUGCCCACAAUGUGGCUAUAUGGCCAUAUAGUGAUUACUUCUAUCUCGCAACUGAAGACAAUUUCAAGGAAUUCAUUAGCUUCCUGCAGGAGCACCAUGUAGACCUAACCCAUGUCGAGAUGUUUGCAACAGAUGAUGAGAACGCGUCAAUCCAAAUUCCUGACAAGUUGUGCUUAGAGCCAGAGAUGAAUAAGAGCGUGGAGUCGAAUGGAGAAGCACCUAUAAAUGACCUGUUCAAGUGUUUGUCCUGCAAGUGGGCAACUGGUGUUGGUCCACGUAUUGGGUGGGUAGGGGAAUACCCAUCAGAGCUACGACUCCGAGCGCUUGAGCAAGUCCGCCUAUCAGCACGACCACAACCAAAGCCAACGGUCCGGGUCUCACCUAGGCUUAGCCCGAAGGCUACUUCGGUAGAGUGGGCCUUCUUACUCACUGGCCUCUGCCUAGAGAUUUUGUCAUUUGCUUUUGACCAGGCUUCCUCCCCAAGUAAGCCCCAAUAUGCACUGUUUGGUAUUGAUAUUGGCUAUUGCAGCUGUACUCAUUUGCAUCUGGGAGCUCAUUUACAAGGGUAA
Prunus avium (sweet cherry) is the source of this 1059-nucleotide messenger RNA. The record is from RefSeq and is a predicted model, not a curated record. NCBI's taxonomy places the organism in Eukaryota, Viridiplantae, Streptophyta, Magnoliopsida, Rosales, Rosaceae.